AUGGCAAAAGAUGGACCCUUGACGCAUGGCCACAAAGGAGCUGUCCAGUCCCGAAAUUUCGCCUUGGCGAGCAUGUUCGGCGUUAUAACUGGGGCGUGGCUGAUGUUCCGUGCGCUUGCGCCCAAGCAUGGGAGAUCUCUGGUUUCCGACGAGGAGCGGGCGGCUAUGCAGGGUGGUCACGGUGACAAGUUCCCUGAGGGAAACAGGAGGGGGUUCGUGCCUGAGGAUAUAAGGAAGAAAUAG
Messenger RNA from Aspergillus pseudoviridinutans, 243 nucleotides. RefSeq lists its product as uncharacterized. The coding region runs from base 1 to 243 and encodes 80 amino acids. The record is from RefSeq and is a predicted model, not a curated record. NCBI's taxonomy places the organism in Eukaryota, Fungi, Ascomycota, Eurotiomycetes, Eurotiales, Aspergillaceae. The transcript is spliced from 2 exons.